GACUCAUCAGCGCUUGGUUCGUCAUUAUUCAGAGUGCAUUGUGAAAGUCUUUGGAGGCAGUUCGGCUGGCAUUUGUUAGACUUUUAGACCCCCUUUGACUUCUAACGUACAGGCCAUGGGGAAGGGCUGCACCACAGCAACGAAAUACUUCUUGUUCUUGUUCAACCUCCUCUUCUUCAUAUUUGGAGCCGUGAUUCUGGGAUUUGGACUAUGGGUUCUUUUGGACAACCAGAGUUUCAUGAAUGUUCUGCAGCAGUCUUCCACAUCCCUGAAAGUGGGCUCCUACAUUCUGAUCAGCGUGGGCUCACUGUCCAUGCUGAUGGGAUUCCUGGGCUGUAUUGGUGCCAUCUAUGAGAUCAGGUGCCUUCUGGGUUUGUACUUCACCUGCCUCCUCUUGAUACUGAUUGCCCAAAUCACUGCUGCUGUCCUGAUUUACUUCCAGCGAGACCUGCUGAAAGAUGAGAUGUCGGUCAUUGUUAAAAAAAUAAUUCUGGACUAUCGUGAGGGGAACACUACAGCGGACGCGGCCUGGGACUACAUUCAGAGAAGUAUUCACUGCUGUGGCUGGAGUGGCCCAGGGAACUGGACAGAGAACCCGGUGCUUAAGAACAACUCCAAAUCCGAGUAUCCCUGCUCUUGUGCCAACCUGACUGCUGUAAAUUCCUCUGUACCAAACAAUGGCUUCUGUCAGAGUGAAUCCAAGCAGUGGCCGGUCUACACCGUGGGAUGUGCUUCAAGUGUGGAGAAUUGGAUUCUCAGUAACUCUGGAGUUAUUCUUGGAGUCUGCAUCGGAGUGGCAGUCAUUGAGCUGCUGGGGAUGAUCCUAUCCAUAUGCCUUUGCAAGAGCAUACACCAGGAAGACUACACUAAAGUGCCCAAGUACUGAAUCCUUUUCUGCAGAAGAAAAACACUCAGCGCCUUCCUGUGCCAAUCCAAAAACAGGCAGUAUGGGCAAAUGAGAGACAUUGUGCAAUCCAGUUACAAUUAGAAAAGUGGAAAUCUACUCUUUCUCUUUCUCUCCCAAGUCACGCUGAAGGUUUAAUCCAUGUGGGAUAACAUCAUGCUGUUUCUGUCUCUUUUAGGGUUCCGGAAAUGUAUAUACUUUUUUUACAUGCUCUUAAUUUUUGGAGCGUUCUUUGCUAAAACAUUAGAAUAUGCCUAUUCCUAUGGUUAUUCAAGUAAUUUAAGACAGAGAAGGGAUAAGUUAUUUAGCCAAUUCAUUUCUUCUGUUCCCAAAAGCUACAUGUAUAGAUGUGUUUUUUUUCUUUUUUUAAGCACUUCAUAUCUUUUUUUUCCUUAAGAGCACUUUAGUAAAUGUUUUAUGCUGUUGAUCAGUGACACAAAGACUGGUCAAGGCAGUAUACACAAUAGCAGAUUCUAUAUAGUCAAAACAUGAGUGAGGAAGGGCUGUUAUUAAGCCAGAUGGGAGGCAGGUGUUGACAGUACAAAGUCCAUGUGAGUGACAUUAUUGGUUUGAAUAUUAAUUCAUUUCUCUCACACACUGAACAAGAUUAGAAAGAAUUGAGUUAUCAUUUGAGUUAUCAAUCAUUAUUAAUAACUUUCAAUCACCAUCAAUAAUUUUAUGUAAUAUAGUGCCUUUGAAAGCAAUCAUUUUUUAAAGCAAACUUCAUUUUCCCAUUCAAUUACUUUGCAAGCUGCAAAUUAAUUUGGAAAUUACCUCAAUACCCAAAAUACAGUAGCAACAGAUAAGAUUUUUUUUCUUACCUGCAAAAGUUUCUACUUUUUGACAAAUCCUUCUAACUCUCAAAAGGUUAGGUUGCUGUGUUCACAGUACAGCUCAGGCUUUGAUGCAGUGUAUAUGUUGUCAGUCCACUUCUGAAUUCUUAAGGAUUUCACAAUACCCUUCUUUUAUUAACUCAGUACUGUCAUCUGCUUUAAAUUUUAAGCCUUGAUUUUGAAAAUCCCCAUGGUUUGGCCUGGUCUGAUUGGUCUUUGUACCAUUAGGGUAUGGUAAAUUAGUUUUGCAUGAUGUCUUUUUAUAUGUAUUUUUGUGUAUGUAUAUAUUUCUGCAGUUAAGAAUUAAUGAGUGCCUGAUUUGCAGUUUAUGGCUUAGCAUUUUAUAUGAAAAGAUAGUUGCCAAUUUCCUCUGUAAUAAAUAAUACAAUUUUAUUUCUGUGACAUGUUUACAUGUGAAAUAUGAAGAGUUAUUGGAGGAAGAAUCGGCAAUAUUUGACACCAGAUAUUUACUUAAGACUCUCACACCACAUGUGCAUGUCACUCUUAAAGUAUGCUGUGAGUUGAUACUAUCUCUUUUAAAAUUAGGUAUGUGGGUUUUUAUUGUCCUUGUGCAAAGUUUUGCAUGGCUAAAGUGUGCCCUUAGGCUCUAGCUGAUAUAGGGCUCAAGUUAUCCGUCUUUGACCUAAAAUAAACAGAAGAUUAAGCAAGGGUUAGUAUUUUAAAGUUCUGAGAUGUGUUACACUAUACCAGAUGCUGUUUACUGUAUUAUCCAGUGUACUCAUGUCAUCUUCCAAUUACAACUUUUAAUGUACUGUGCUUCUUUAAAGACAUUUAAUAGUGUUUUUUGUUGCAGAUGCAAAUUUUACUUAAAGACAUCUGAAGAUUCUCAUUUUAUGAUGAUUAAAAUGUCAGGUACUGUUUUAAUGUACGUGACACUGCUUUAGGAUUUCUUGUUGUGUGGUCAAGUGUUAACAUUCCACACUUUAACUGUUCUUUAAAAGACAUAUUCAAGCACAUUCAACAGCAGAGAAGCUUUGGGCUUGAUCUUGUACAAAAGGACACCCAUUGGGGUAAUAACGUAACAGCUGGGUUUCUGAAGGUUUCUUGUAAAGUUAGUGGUUCUGAUCCAGAGACGGAAAUGUAGAUGAAGGCUCUUGCUUCUUUCCUUUUGUUUUUUCUGAGAAAACAUCCAUGGUUAUUUUUUAAGUUUUAUUGCAGAUAGGUAUUCUUGUUUUAUUUUUUAUAUCUAAGGAAUAGAUAUCAGUUUCUAGACAUGCUGUAACUGAAAGAAAAUGAUAGGGAUCCUUAUGAAAAUUGAAAUGUGCAUUUCUGUUCAGAAAGUCAAGCCAGUAAAAUAAAGUGAACUCACCCCAGAUCUUUGACUUCA
Molecule: messenger RNA, 3085 nt
Organism: Lepisosteus oculatus (spotted gar)
Lineage: Eukaryota; Metazoa; Chordata; Actinopteri; Semionotiformes; Lepisosteidae
Gene: cd82a
Product: CD82 molecule a
Cellular component (GO): plasma membrane
Source: RefSeq, a predicted model, not a curated record